Molecule: messenger RNA, 2619 nt
Organism: Zootoca vivipara (common lizard)
Lineage: Eukaryota; Metazoa; Chordata; Lepidosauria; Squamata; Lacertidae
Gene: PTPN20
Product: protein tyrosine phosphatase non-receptor type 20
Biological process (GO): protein dephosphorylation
Molecular function (GO): protein tyrosine phosphatase activity
Source: RefSeq, a predicted model, not a curated record
GUCUAAACAACAAUGUUUUUAGCAAGCGCCCAAAAGAGUGCAGUGAAGACUCCUGCUUGAUCUCAAUAGGCAGGGAGUUCCAAAGUUGCAGGUGCUGCCACACUAAUAUUGAAUGAACAAUGGGAAAAAGAAUAAGAAAAAAAUGUUCAGCACAACACUGUGAUGAUUCUGUAGUCUUUAAUCAAGUCUCUUGGGAAAUCUCUAUUUUCCAGAGAGCGCAGUGCAGAGAAGUGUUGUGCCUGAAGUGUUGUACCAACAAGCUCAAUUCAAGGUGCUCCCCCCCUCCCCAAUGAUUUUUAAUCCAGAAUCUUUGAAAUCUCAACACAAAAAUAUCUUACAGAGAAAAAGAAUCUAAACCUAAGUAUCUCAACAAGCUUAGUUCGGCUGGGCAAAUGACAAAUUGAACACAACAAAUUGAACAUGGGAGAAGUGUAUACUGACAAUCGCUGCCCUGGUAGCAGUGUGUCUGUCAAGCCUAGCAAGCUGGAAAUGACAUUCCCCUUCCCUGUUUCAUGUCCUGUCUUCCCAGCUCGACUGGCGUGAGGGCUCCUUCCCUGCAGGUGGCAAAUCAUCGGGAGCAACAGCAGACAAAAAAACUCAAAUGCUCCUAUAUUUGACUUUUUAAAGCAUUGUCAUCCCAACCCCAUUAAUGCUACUACAUGGAUUUUUCUCAAAACAGAUGGACAUAUCCAUGGCUCUGAUUGAAAUCCUACAAGCUAAUGAUGCCACCUGGAGAAAGAAGAGACAUAGGCACUAUUGCUCCUCGGCGUUCAAUAUCUUUUGGAGGACUUGCACAAAGAAUAGUUAAUCAAUACUGUAUUGAGCUGGAGAAAGCAGCUGGUGGCAGUCUGGAACUUGCUUUGGUGGAAUGACCAGGCAAUCAUGAGAAAAGCUGCCAGCCAAGUCUCCAGUUUGGUGAAAUGAAACGAGCCCACAACUCUUGCUCUUUGUCUCAGUGGUGGUGAUAACAUGCUGCAUGUAGCCCAGAGAUAUAACAUUUCCAGAAAUGCUGCGGGCAUGGAACCUUUUCCACAAAAAGAAAAGCAAAAAGGGAAGCAGGGCUACAGAUGCUAAGUGCAGCCCUCCUCUCAAAAGAAAGGAUGAACCUGGGAAAUCAGAGGUUAUUUCAGGCAGCCUGCAGAAAGUCAAGCUUGAAGCACAGAAAAUGGAAACAACAGAAUCAGAGGGUUACGUGAGUGAAGAUGAAGGCAUAGCCAAGAGACUGUCUGCCCUGCCCAGAGGGAUGUCACUUGUCACUGAUGAAGAGUUGGCUGAAAUGUCACAGAUCAAGCUAUUGCAAAGGAGAAGCGGUUCAGACUGUAAUACUGAAAAUCUAAUCCACAAGCUUCAAAAGCUGAUGGAACAGGAAGAGAUUCUGAAGGAAUAUGUGAGCUUAGAGCACCUGAAGCCAACCGAUGACUGCCAGAUUGCUGCAGCAGCAGAAAACCGGGAAAAGAACAGAUACCGAGACAUCCUCCCAUACGACAAAACGCGGGUUCCCCUCGGAGAGGUCGAAGGCUACAUCAAUGCCAGCUACAUCCGCGUGCCAGUGGGCAAGGAAGAGUUCUUCUACAUCUCCACCCAGGGGCCUCUGCCUUCCACCGUGAAUGACUUCUGGCAAAUGGUCUGGGAAAACCAGUCCAAUGUCAUUGCCAUGAUAACAAGAGAAACGGAGCGAGGAACAUCCAAAUGCCACCGGUACUGGCCUGAGCCCCCCCAGGACACUCUAAUGGAUUUGAGUCAGUUUCAGCUGCGAAUGAGUAACUACCAGAUCCUAGACUGCUUCAUCAUUAGAGUGAUAGAAGUUACAAAGAAACAGACACUUGAGAAGCGCUCCGUGCAUCACCUCCAGUUUACAUCCUGGCCAGACCACGGCACCCCCACGUCAUCAAAAGAUCUUGUCAAAUUUGUCCGAUACAUGAGAAAAGUUCACCAGUCAGGCCCCAUCAUCGCUCACUGCAGUGCCGGGAUUGGAAGGAGCGGAGUGCUGCUUUGUGUGGAUAUUCUGUUGAGCUACAUUGAAAAAGAUAUGCCUUUUGACAUCAAGCAGAUAGUAACGAAUUUGCGGCAACAGCGCUGCGGCAUGAUUCAAACCAAGGAGCAGUAUAUGUUUUGCUACGAACUAGCUCUUGAAGUUUUGAAGAACAUUCAGAGCACGAAUUCCUAGCCAGCGCAAUAAGCGAAGCCACAAUGCCGCCACCUGUCUCAGAUCCGCCUUGUUACUUGAAACUCUUUCCAUCGAGAUGGCAAUGAGAGGUGCUGUACAAGUGGGGAUUUUUUUUCCUGUUUCAGUGCUUGACAAACAUGGAUUUCUAAAGCUUUAUGCAGGCAAAGUUGACACAGUGGGUGUAGACAAAUGUCUGGUAACUAGCCAUUAAAAAAUCUGCUUGCAACUGAAUUCAGUUCUGCUAGUAUUUGUAAUGGUUUGGGCUUAGUGGCUGCGUGGCAAUGUCCCUCGGAUGAAUGGCAGCUGAAAGGAAGUAGACUUUAAGCCACACAGGAUCUUGCUGUCUUCACCCACCUGAAAAAGAGGGGGGCUGUGUUUUGAAUUGUUGUUGUUUAGUCGUUUAGUCGUGUCCGACUCUUCGUGACCCCAUGGACCAGAGCACGCCAGGCACU